CACCUCGACAAUAAGCAACAUGGCAGAAGACAAACUUUCGUUUGAACAACAGUACACUUUCAAUCUACUUUCCACUAAAAGGUUUACGUUUCAGCACGAUCCUAAGACAUUAGAACUCCUGAUGAAAUGGUCCAUGCUGGGUCGAAUAACCACCCAGGCCUUCAAAUUUGACCAACCUUUCCAGUCUUAUAGGAGGAAUGACUUUGCCUUGAACUUCUUUCAAGAUCCCUGUGUGAAGAACAAUUUAAAGGUACUUGACACCUCUGGAUCAUGGACACCGCUGGGUAGAGACAUCACACAUGUAAAAGUUGAAGUUGUUCCCUGUUCAAAAGUGUCAGUGGAUAUAUUUGAUCCAAUUUACUCCAAUGGAAUUUUGCAUCCCUCUGGUCACAUUUUCAAAUGUUACCAUGAAAUAUACCCUGACUUUGAUGAGUUGAGAAUGAUUUUGCUUGAAGAGGACUCUGACAAUUAUCACAUUAUUAGUCCAAGUAAUCGUCAGGAGUUUCUGUUCAGACUGUUCAAGCAUUUAGUCUUGGGAGGUGAACUUUGCCAAUAUGAGGAUAUUAUUGAUCCUUACAUUGAGACAGGAAAAAUAAUAUACAAAGAUUUGGUCAGUGUUCAGAAGGAUCCAGACACGAAAGAGAUCAGUGUGGUCUCAACGAUCUUGAAAGUCUCUGCUUAUGAUCGUGAUGGAUUGUGCUACCCAUCUGCAACAGAAAAUGAACAGACAUUUGCUUACCUCUGUAUUGAUCCAUUCAAAAGGCACGUGUAUGUCCUGUACCAUUCAUUUGGUAUAGGGGACAUUUCAGGAAAUGUAUUGCCAUCAUUCUAGUAUAAAAUCACUGAGACAUUAUUAUUACAAAGUACACCCAGAGCCAUAGGUCCUCUAUUAUAUAGCCUACUACACAAUUAUGUAGAUAGUCAUUUGGCUCAUCAUGAAUUUAUCAAGUACUGGCAGAAAAUUUAUAAAUAACCCUUAGAAAUUUGAGCCUGUUGAUAUGGGAAUUGUGUAAACAACUUUUGAAAUGUGAUUGUAGUUUCAUGUUUGAAAAAUGGGAAGUGUUUGAUGUAGUUCUAAUAAAC
This is a messenger RNA of Myxocyprinus asiaticus (Chinese sucker), 1083 nucleotides long. Its product is annotated as cilia- and flagella-associated protein 300-like. The transcript is spliced from 7 exons. NCBI's taxonomy places the organism in Eukaryota, Metazoa, Chordata, Actinopteri, Cypriniformes, Catostomidae. The record is from RefSeq and is a predicted model, not a curated record. Bases 20 to 832 code for a protein of 270 amino acids.